CAUGUUGUGUGGAACUUGUGCGAAAAAAAUUUUUAAAUAUUUGUUUUUACGGGAAAAACUCAUUUUUGGGACUCCAAAAGUUGCCGGGAAUGCUCAGGGGGGCCCCAAGUAUUUUCUGUAAAAAUUUGGGGGCGCAACUCGCCUGAUUUUUUUCCGGACUUUGCACGACACUUUUUGGCAAAAAUUUUGAAUGUUUUAAACUGGCGAUGCCAAACGACGCGGCGUUUCUUCCUGAUCACAAAAAAUGUAAUUUCGCUGGGAAAUUCGGCGGAAAACGCGAGAAAAUUGAAAGAAACCUUUCGUGGGAGUGAGAUAGUAUCAGUGACGUGCACCAUCUCUUUUUCUCUUCAACAAAAUGAUCAAAAAAUAGUAGUGGUGGCUUUUUGAACUAUAUUUAGAGCGCCAAAUUCAAAAAGUGGUAAAAUAAAGCAUUAAAAUUAUUUAGGGGCGCUAUGAAAGGGGACCCUGGGGGAAAAUAAAUAUCGUUGAUAAAAACCGCAUGGUAUCAGUAGUCUCUGUACCAAAAUUCAUCGCGAUCGGACCAACGGUGUAGAGAUGCAUAGACGCGAAAACCUUUCUUUAUUAUAUAGAUAUAGAAGAUAAUGCAGUGGUGUUGUCAUUUUGCUCCAGAAAAAUAAACACGAUAUUUGCAAUUUUCUUUUAAAAAAAAUCUCCAAGAAACUGUGAAAGAAACCAACCGAUUCUCAUAAGAGUUCUGUGAUGAUGGACUACUUCCUGUAAAGGGGCAGAAUCGGGUGAGAUCACGAAAGUUCUCACCAAAGCACCAUCCGCCCCUAGACAUUCCAUUCAGAAUCGCUAUUGAGUUAUUUCAGAAGCUAUGAGUCCUCCCGGGUCACCCAAGAGACAAAGGUUAGCAGGACCAGAAAAUGAUAGCGUCAACGUUGGUGCAAGUACAAGUCAACAGCGUCCGGAAGGCGUUGAAGGGUCAAGGAGCAGUGAAGAAGAAUCUCUUGACCAGAAUCUCUCCGACAGCACAAGUUCAAGUGGUAUCAGUAGCAUUGUCAGUUUUGCCCCAGACCCUAAGGAAGUUGUAGAAGAAGAAUGUGCCGUAGAUGCCGAUGUUUUGGCGACGUUUCGACAGCAGAAAGUCACAAAAUGCAUUCUUGAAAAUGCUGUAAAUCGCAUCGUAGAGUCGUAUCAGUUCUUAGUGCAUCCUGAGGACCUACAACCAUCGCCUCAUGAGAACGAUGGCUUGGAGGAUGCUGCAAUUCUGAUGGCCAUUCGUGAACACGGACUAUCUGCUUCGGGUGUGGCGGAAACAAGCAAAACAAUUCCAGCUCCACAUGCUAAUCCUACCACUGUGGCAGAAAAGGAGCAUCUGGACUUUAUGGAGGCCGCCGUGGCAGUGGCAAUCCAGAAAAAAGGGCUAACACCCCUUUCGCUGCCCUUGUCACCCCACAGAUAGAGUCACCCGUUGGGCUAAGGGCACCCAGCCAAUAAAACUCAGUUCCUAAAAAUCGCCAAGGCGAUGUCUACUCAUCUCCCCCGCAUCUCCAAUUUCUGUAACACUGUCUUGAAUGCUAUUCCUUACUAAUAAUAUAAUAGUAUGUGUUCCGAGAAAUGAAA
Molecule: messenger RNA, 1587 nt
Organism: Lutzomyia longipalpis
Lineage: Eukaryota; Metazoa; Arthropoda; Insecta; Diptera; Psychodidae
Exons: 1
Coding region: 839-1426 (195 amino acids)
Source: RefSeq, a predicted model, not a curated record